AUGACAUGGGCUGACUUUUGGAGAGGAGAAGUUCGAAGGGGAACGACGAUCGGGUCAUGGGUCGACCAAUGCUACCAGAAAUCGUCCCACAAGUUCGUAUUUCCCAUGCAUACUACCUCUGCGACGCUUGCAUUCCUCGACGACCUUGCCAUCCCAAACACACCCAUGCCUCUCCUUCAUCUGACAUCACGCCAUUGCAAUUUGCGCUGGUCUUUGCCGACCGUUCAAGCGUUCACGAAUCGCAUGGGUUCUUCUUUGCGGAACGCCCUUAUGCUCAUGUUAUCAUUUGGUCUUCUACAGCUCGUGGGCUGGUGGAGUUUGAAUUUGGGUCUCUUCACGAACCUAUACUUUCUCAUGCCUCGAUGUCUAGUAUAG
Molecule: messenger RNA, 375 nt
Organism: Suillus subalutaceus
Lineage: Eukaryota; Fungi; Basidiomycota; Agaricomycetes; Boletales; Suillaceae
Exons: 5
Coding region: 1-375 (124 amino acids)
Source: RefSeq, a predicted model, not a curated record